AGUAAUCCAAAACGGCAAAAUGAAGUCGAAGCACACAAGCUAUUGGAUCGUUAUAUUGAACUCGGAGGUAAUUUUCUUGAUACUGCUGAUGUGUAUGGUGCCGGUAUUUCACAAAAGAUCAUUGGGAACUGGCUGAAGACAGCUAGUUAUGCACAUCUUCGGCAAAUAGGCCACAUUAGGCAGUACAUCCCAGCUGAUGCCACUAAGUCUCUUGUGAACUAUCUGGUUACAUCGAAAGUAGACUACUGUAACUCGCUGCUGUGUGGAAUUUCCAAAGACACACUGCAAAAACUUUAAUGUGUACAAAACACAGUGGCCCGCAUCAUAACCAAGACUCCACGAUGCGAUCACAUCACGCCGGUCUUAAAGGAGUUGCAUUGGCUUCCUGUUCAGCACCGCAUUGAGUUCAAAAUCUUGACACUUACAUACAAAGCCAUGCACAAUGAAUUUUCGAAGUACAUUGUCGAUAUGCUGGACAUGUACAAUCUUCGUAGAGACUUAAGGUCGGCAAAUGGUCCGGUGUCUUUGGUUGUACCGAGGAGUCGAACAGUAAAGUAUGGUGACAGAAGUUUCAAACCUGCAGCUCCAAAGCUUUGGAAUGCCCUCCCAGCAAGCAUCAGAGAAUCAAGGAAAAGACGAAGUGAUAUCAUUAUAUCGAGCAAGGUUUGGUUCCCUAUGGACUGGAACACCAAGAACAAUAUUGGUUUGAGUAGGCGCCAUAUCAUAAACACUUGUGACGAAACCUUAGAAAGGCUUCAGACGAAUUAUAUUGAUCUUUUUCAGGCGCACAUUUGGGACAAUGCUACUCCAAUAGAGGAUACUUUACGAACGUUUGAUGAUCUCGUUAGAUGUGGGAAAAUACGUUACUACGGGUUUUCUAACAUCUGUGGUUGGCAGUUGCAGAAAAUUGUUGAUUUGUCGAGACAUUUAAAUUUACAUCCAUGUAUAAGCCUACAGCAACAAUAUAGUUUGUUAUCUCGGGAGUCGGAAGUGGAAGCAUUUAUGGUAUGUGAAAAUGAGAGAAUAUGCGUCCUGCCUUGGAGUCCAUUAAAAGGAGGUUUGCUAACUGGAAAGUUUAAAAGAAAUAAUAUACCCGAUGCAACCGGCAGUCGAGUGGGUCACAUGAUUGCCAGGAAAGCUAGUGGUGAAAGUGUGAGCAGUGACUGGGAAAAAUUUUGUGAUGACGAACAAUAUUGGAAUCUUAUUGCUUUGAUGGAGAAAUUUGCAAAAGCUAAAGGGAAAACUGUCGCACAAGUAGCAAUAAGAUGGUUGCUACAAAAAGAUAUCGUUGCCUCUGUAAUAAUCGGUUGCUCAUCUAUACAACAAUUAGAAGAUAACAUGGGCGCAUCCUCGGGAUGGAAACUCUCUGAAGAAGAGAUGCAAGAGCUGGAUAAAGCUAGCAGGACACCAUAUUCAUACCCAUACAAUAUGCUCUUGGGAACCUUUUCUACGUCACGUAUGAACAGAUUCAAUUCAUCGCAAAAGUAAAACCUGAGUUUUGGAGAGAAAAAAACUGCACAUUGUAACAAUCUGUUCUUCAGAAAAUAAAUUUUGAAAUAUCAUUUUCAUCAAAGCGGAAUAUGUCCUCUUCGGCUGCAAUACAUCGAAAUAGUUCAGUAAGACAAAAUCUAAGAUAACAAAUAAACUAUAUAUAAAUACUAUUGGUAACAAUGUCAUGCCAUGCCAUGCUCAAAUACUUUCAAUAUCAUAAGGCAUCGUUUCUAACAUCUCAAAGACAUCUUUCUCUGAGGAGUUUAGAUAUCCGAAUUUUAAUCUUUUGCACCUCACCGCUUUGAAUUCCAUCCUCAUCAGGAUUCUAAUUCUUCAUGUCAGAAAGGCAUUAAGAUGGUUCGCUGAAGAUUCACCAAUUAUUUCAAAACUAAUAGUUAUUACUACUUUUAUAAUUAUUUAUAACACAAUAAUAAUUACAUGUAUAACACUUCACAUAACGAAAGAUAGGUAUUAAAGGCAAAGAAAAUCUCCUAUAUAAGUGACCCCCCGCCCCUUCCACGACCCCCCCCCCCCCGACCCCCUUAAAAGCCAGACACUUUAAUCCCCAAUGAACAGGAUCCUGUCUGGUCCAGUCUGAUAAGGGUCCAUAAAACACCUGUAGACUUGACAUGUAGUCCAUCCCAGAGGAUAAUAAAUUUUAUUGAUAUGUAAGAAUAAUUGGUUAUUUCCAAUGCUAUACAUUUCACUGACUGAAAUGCAGCUUUUUUUCAGAUUAUAUACAAAAUUAUUUUAAUUGAUAAUAUACUAAUUGUAAUUGCUCAUUCUUGUUGAGUAAUGUCCUGACAAAUUAGAUUAUAAUGCUUACAUCAAGACAAUUCUCACGAUUUUAGAAAACUCUCACCUUUAUUUAAUGAAAAAUGAAAUAAUUGUUUAAAACUCAAUAAGAGAAAUGACAAGCAUUUUUUCAAUUAUUAAUUAAUUAUGAUAUUUUUUAUCUAAGUAACAAAAUAAAAACGAAAAAAAUUGAAUAUUGCUGGAUUCUAUUAGAAAUUCAAGAAGCGCUCAGUUGCAUUUUCAAUAAAUGAAACAAAUAUGGACCUUCAUGAUAAAAUCCUGCAAUAAACAGAUAUUAUAGUUCACGAUUUAUUUACAGAUGAAUUAUUCACUAUUUUUAAAAAAGUGCCUGAAUGCAUUUUUUUUUUCUUUAUUUAUUUUUUAUAAAAAUCAAGCAAUAAUGAGAUAUAAUUGUUUAUAAAGCUUGAUUAAUUGAAAAAUAAAUAUGCUGUUGUAUUUUAUCACUUUGUUUGUUAAGUCCAAAUUUAAUCAGGCUUUCUAAACUCGUUAUAAAAGUGAAAACUGGUUUGCUAUAGAGGUGAAAAAUAUCACAUGCAAUCUUAGCACUGCACAGUAGCUAUACAAUAGCUUAAUAUGAUAAACAGAAGCAAGUCUAUCAAUCGUCCAGUCUUCUUUAUUGGCUCUUACUGCCAAUACGCAGACCAUAGGCCACAUACCUUGACCAAGAUAAAUAACAGACAUACGUGCAUAGUAUAUAGAGGAUAAUUGUUGGUUUCGGUGUAAUAUCACGUUAUAAUUUCACCGAGUGGGCACCAAAAGUGAUAUUUUCACGAGUGGCGCAGCCACGAGUGAAAGUAACAACUUUUGGUGUUCACGAGUGAAAUUACCGUGAUAUCACAUCGAUACCAACAAUUUUUCUGUUUAUUUUAUGUCUAAAACUCUACUUUUGUAGUGUUUAUUUCAAUAAAAUGUCGAAAUUUGCGGGAAAUUUUAU
This is a messenger RNA of Mercenaria mercenaria, 3241 nucleotides long. Its product is annotated as 1-deoxyxylulose-5-phosphate synthase YajO-like. The transcript has 8 exons. Bases 436 to 1488 code for a protein of 350 amino acids. The record is from RefSeq and is a predicted model, not a curated record. Lineage: Eukaryota; Metazoa; Mollusca; Bivalvia; Venerida; Veneridae.